AUGAGGCAACAACUAUCUCCCGUGCUCGCCUCCCUGGCAAAUGUCUUCAAAAUUCCUCUCCGACCUUCCACCCUGAACCAAACAUGUGGUGAAAUCCUAGCACAGAAUUCCUCCCGAUCGACGACACCAUCAACCCGCUCAUUUACAUCCAGCGCCGCACUCGCAAAACGAGGAGCAAAAACCAAGCCGGAUAAGAAAGUUACCCUAAUCCGCUACUUCCUCAACCACCCUCUCACCCCGCGCCCCCUCCGCUUCUCCCGCGACCGCUACCUCCGCCACUGGACCAUCCACCGCGCCUGGAACUUGUACCAGGCCAAGCGGCGCGCCGCACGCGAUCUCGAGCUCGAGCGCAUGCACGCGAGCAUGCGCGCGGCGUGCGAGGAGCUGCGCACCGGGGCGGGAGAUGGGGGCCGGUUGUUUCGAGUAGCGAUGAUCAAGAAGGGGGUGUUUACGGAUGGGGUGCCGAUUGAGGUUGGGCGGCUGCAGACGGAGACGCCGAGUCGGGAGGGGUGGAAUUAUGCGUGGAAGAGAUGA
Uncinocarpus reesii 1704 is the source of this 534-nucleotide messenger RNA. RefSeq lists its product as uncharacterized. Gene Ontology annotation, molecular function: structural constituent of ribosome. The record is from RefSeq and is a predicted model, not a curated record. NCBI's taxonomy places the organism in Eukaryota, Fungi, Ascomycota, Eurotiomycetes, Onygenales, Onygenaceae. The transcript has 2 exons. The coding region runs from base 1 to 534 and encodes 177 amino acids. Gene Ontology annotation, biological process: mitochondrial translation.